UUUCUACUCAUCUGGAGCUACAUAGAUAUUAAAUUGUUCGCCCCGCAUGGUAACAUUCCUCCUAGAGUAGUUGUUAAUGUGAAUAAGAGAAACUCUGGUGCAGCCAUUUUUGUACAUUCAACGUAUUCUACGGAUAGAGGAAUACAUAGAAUUGAACAUAGUAAAAUAAGCAUUUGAUAGAUUUUGUUGAAUUGUUCGUUUGGAAAUUUCCCGAAAAGCUAAAUAUAGGUUCUUCUCUCCAUCGGGAAAAUAGGGCCAUUAUGCUCAUUGCUAAACUUGUUGAAGAGAUGAAAUAUAACCAAGUUAUAUCUCUGAAUUUCUGAUGGCUUGCAUGUAACUAAUGUCUACCAAUGUGAUUAGGUUUUUAGAGGAAGAUCUUGAUAUUCACGUAUCACAAAUGCGGGAUCCAAAUGCAUGGGGAGGUGAGCCUGAAUUAUUCAUGGCUUCACAUGUUCUCCAGAUGCCAAUAACGGUAUUCAUUCACGAUGGGGAUUCAACGGGGUUGAUAACCAUUGCCGAGUAUGGGCAAGAGUAUGGCAAGGAGAAUCCCAUCAAAGUACUAUAUCGAGGCUCUAGCCAUUAUGACGUGUUGCAGAUUCCAGGGAAGUAGGGUGCCCCAUAAGACUCUAGUAGUAAUCAUAUAUCCCCAGGGAAAAAUAGAGGCGAGUAAUGGCAGCAGUACUUGUGUGUUGAAUUAGUGACUUUAGUAAUAAUAAAAGUCCCAACGCUAUUUGUUAUUAUUUCCUCAUUUGUAUUUUCAUGGUGUAUCCCGGGGCUUUGAAAUGGUCCAAAUGGAGCAGCACUUGUGUGUUGAAUUAGUGACUUUAGUAAUAUGAAAAUCUUCAAUUUCUUCUACCA
Messenger RNA from Rhododendron vialii, 858 nucleotides. Its product is annotated as OVARIAN TUMOR DOMAIN-containing deubiquitinating enzyme 4-like. The record is from RefSeq and is a predicted model, not a curated record. Gene Ontology annotation, molecular function: cysteine-type deubiquitinase activity. The transcript is spliced from 2 exons. NCBI's taxonomy places the organism in Eukaryota, Viridiplantae, Streptophyta, Magnoliopsida, Ericales, Ericaceae. Gene Ontology annotation, cellular component: cytosol; nucleus. Bases 341 to 610 code for a protein of 89 amino acids. Gene Ontology annotation, biological process: endoplasmic reticulum unfolded protein response; protein deubiquitination.